Messenger RNA from Mycotypha africana, 1114 nucleotides. RefSeq names its product xylose reductase. The transcript has 4 exons. NCBI's taxonomy places the organism in Eukaryota, Fungi, Mucoromycota, Mucoromycetes, Mucorales, Mycotyphaceae. Gene Ontology annotation, molecular function: aldose reductase (NADPH) activity. The record is from RefSeq and is a predicted model, not a curated record. Bases 84 to 1043 code for a protein of 319 amino acids. Gene Ontology annotation, cellular component: cytosol.
AGAUUCUGUCUAUUUCUUUUUCUCUUUUUUUUAUUUUUUUUUCCUUUGUGUUUCUACGCAUUAAAAGUUACUACUAGAACAAAAUGAGCAACCAACAAUAUCUUACCUUGGAUCGUACCAACGACAAGAUGCCUAUCAUUGGCUUUGGUUGUUGGAAGGUUGAAGAAAACGUGGAAGAAACCGUCUAUACUGCCAUUAAGAAUGGCUAUCGUCUCAUUGAUGGUGCUGCUGUUUACGAGAAUGAAGUGGGUGUCGGUAAAGGUAUCAACAGAGCUAUCAGUGAAGGCAUCGUCAAGCGUGAAGAUUUGUUCGUUGUCUCCAAAUUAUGGAAUACUUACCACAACAAGGCCCAUGUUCGUGCUGCCAUGGAUAGAACCUUGAAGGAUCUGAACUUGGACUAUGUUGAUCUCUAUAUCAUUCACUUCCCCGUUCCUUGUCAAUAUGUGGAUCCUAAAGAACAAUAUCCCGGACCUUGGACCAUCGAUGGUAAGAUGAAGAUUGAAAAGUCUCCUAUGCACGAACUUUGGGCCGAGAUGGAGAAGUUGGUCGAUGCUGGUUUGGCUCGCAACAUCGGUAUCUCAAACUUCAACUGUCAAAUUAUCAUGGAUUUGUUGACGUACGCCAAGUAUAAGCCCGCUACUUUGCAGAUCGAACUCCACCCCUACUUGCAACAACGAGAACUCGUCAAGUGGGUGAAAGAACAAGGUCUUCAAGUUACCGCUUAUUCUUCCUUUGGCCCUAGCUCUUAUGUCAAAUUGACCAAAGACGCCAAGACCGUUACUCCUCUCUUCGAACAUGACAUGAUCAAGAGCAUUGCUGAUAAGCACAAGAAAACGCCUGCUCAAGUUCUUUUACGUUGGGCUAUCGACCAAGAGAUCGCUGUCAUUCCCAAGAGUAUGAGCUCUGAUCGUAUGAAGUCCAACAUCGACGUCUUUGACUUUAAGCUCGAUGAAAAGGAUCAUGCAGACAUUAAGAAACUCGAUGAAAACCUUCGUUUCAACUCUUUGUUUGCUUAUGGCAUCCCAGUUCCUCUUUUCAAUUAAGAUUUAACAAACAUAGCAUAGCAUUGCAUUCUCAAUAAAUUGUUAUCUUUUCUUUUUUUUUUUUUCCUCAC